GUGGCGGGGCGCGCGUGCCGUACAGGGCCCGCCUUCUGGGCUUGUUGGGGACCGACGCGGAUGGAAGCUGGGUGCCCAUGGCGGUGGCAGCGAUGGCCGAGCGUGGCCGCUUACCGCACGCCGCGCCCGGAACGGAGGGGCUGCCGCGAGCUUUCCUCCAGAGCCUGCGCACCCUCUUCGACAUCCUGGACGACCGGCAGCGCGGCUACGUGCACCUGCGCGAGAUCGAGUCCCGCUGGCAGGGAGCGGACGCACGCGAGCUGCCCUGCGGCGUCCUCGAGGGCCUGCGCCAGGUGGCCCCCGCCAAUGGCUACCUGACUUUCGAGCGCUUCGUGGCGGGCUUGCGCACCUCGCUGCUGAACGCCAACAGUGCCCCGAGGGAUCAGGCACGCGUCGCUCCCCGGUCUGGGGACCAACCUUCGCUGCAGCAGCGUCUGAUGUUCGUACCGGCCGACGAGCCGCGGACUGUCCUGGAGAGGAAGCCUCUGCCCCCGAGUGCGCGCCCCGCGCCUGCUGGCCCCAGUGGCACCUCCCGGAACCCUGAGCUACUGUGUGUCCCCGCGGAGGCGGCACCCUGUCCCAAGGAGCCCGAGCGGCCCCUGAGUAAGACCCUGGAGCGAAGCCCGAGCGCAGACGCGGGCGCAGCAUCCUGUAAGACCCUGGACAUAGGUGAGGCUCGGCAGGCUCCACGGGCUCGAGGUGAACGCCGAAGGCAUACCAUCACCAACGGUGUGGACUGUGGCCUGUUGAAGCAGAUGAAGGAGCUAGAACAGGAACAGGAGGUGCUGCUGCAGGGCUUGGAGAUGAUGGCUCGCGGCCGAGAGUGGUACCAGCAGCAGCUGCAGCGUGUGCAGGAGCGUCAGCGCCGUCUGAGCCAGAGCAGAUCUGGCGCUGACUUUGGGACUGCAGGGAGUCCCCUCCCUCUGGGGAGGUUACUGCCCAAAGUACAGGAGGUGGCCCGGUGCCUGGGGGAGUUGUUGACUGCAGCCUGUUCUGGCAGAGCUCUGCCCUCGUCUUCUUUGGGGCCCCUGGGCUCCACCUCUCCCUCAGCGCCAGUCUGGCAGCAGCAGACCAUCCUCAUGCUGAAAGAGCAGAACCGGCUUCUCACUCAGGAGGUGACCAAUAAGAGCGAGCGCAUCACUCAGCUGGAGCAGGAGAAGUCUGCACUCAUCAAGCAGCUGUUUGAGGCCCGGGCUCUCAGCCAGCAGGAUGCUGGGCCUCUGGACUCUACCUUCAUCUAGCUGGUUGUAUCUCGCUAGGAUGUGCACGCGGACUUAGCCCCAGCUCCACGGCGCUGCCGUGGAGCCUGUCUUCUGACUGAAGGUCUCAGAGCUUAGCCCUCAGAGCCUUGGAGAGGGCACCUGCCUCCACUCUUGUCAUCUGGGCUGUCCUGAGGCUUGCCCCAGGCUGGCCUGACACUAUACAGUGGGUGCUGAUCGUAGUAACGCUGUCAGGCCUGAAGCUGCUACUCCAUUGUCACUGGAUGGCAGAGGACCGUUCCUCAUAUUUAUCUGGUUUUCAGCAGCCCUGGACAAAGAAGGGGGCAUGUUUACAGUCAUCCUGUCCCCUCUUGUAAGGCUGGGAUCUUUGGUAUUUA
Molecule: messenger RNA, 1597 nt
Organism: Chionomys nivalis (European snow vole)
Lineage: Eukaryota; Metazoa; Chordata; Mammalia; Rodentia; Cricetidae
Gene: Sapcd2
Product: suppressor APC domain containing 2
Exons: 6
Coding region: 78-1241 (387 amino acids)
Source: RefSeq, a predicted model, not a curated record